AUGAGCGAAACUGCUGUGCAUACCCUCCUGACCCAUGACAAGCCGAAGUUUUCCAAUAUUGCAGGCGACUUUCCCCUCGAUGACAAUGUCAUCAAACAGUUUCCUGAGGGUACGAAGGUUCUAUGCGCCAACAAGUUUGGACAAUCAAAAUGGACACUUACAGCACGUCUAGACGUUGAAGACGUCAAUGGAAUCCCGGCCUCCUACUUCCUGAAAUGCGCUGCCGAAGAUGCCGGCCGCGUCAUGAUGGAAGGGGAAUUCAACGGCAUGUCGGAACUCCACAAGACAAUGCCUGAGCUCGUCCCAGAACCAUAUGGCUGGGGAAAGUUCUCAGUCACCGCUCCAGAAACGUAUUUCUUCUUAUCAAAGUUUAUCGAUAUGUCUGACCGUGCACCGGAGCCCAAUCAGCUGUGCUCCAAACUCGCAAAACUGCAUAGAAUUAGUGACUCUCCAACCGGCAAGUUUGGCUUUCAUAUCACAACAUGCCAGGGUCGAAGACCACAGGCCGUGGCAUGGGAGAGCAACUGGACGAUCUAUUUCGGAAACCUUCUCCGCCAUGUCAUCGCCAUGGAUGAUGUAGAGAAUGGACCUUGGGCUGCCUUAACGAAGCUUGAGGAUCGGAUCCUGUCACACGUGGUGCCAUACCUCCUUGAUAAUCUCACCAAGGAUGGCCGAGUCCUCAAACCAUGCUUGAUUCACGGGGAUCUUUGGGAAGGCAAUACCGGAACAUCCUACUCCACAGGAGACAUCUACCUCUUUGACGCGGCGGUAAUGUAUGCACACAAUGAGUUCGAAAUCGGUGAUUGGCGGUGCGACUACAAUAAGAUUCACAACAAGAGCUACACAAGAGCAUAUCUCCGCCACUACGGGCCCAGUGAACCGAGAGAAGAAUGGGAUGAUCGGAAUCGCUUAUACUGUAUAUACUAUAAUGUUUUGUACUCAGUAAAUCACCUGAGUCAGGGGAAGGCUGUGAGGCAAAGAGCCUUCGACGACAUGUAUUAUCUAAUUGAUAAGUUUGCCCCAUUUCCCGCAGGCGAAGGUCCUCCGCGGAUUGUUGAGUCAGAAAGGGCAGAACUACCUGAAGGCGGGGACCAUACCAAAACUUGA
Molecule: messenger RNA, 1107 nt
Organism: Exophiala aquamarina CBS 119918
Lineage: Eukaryota; Fungi; Ascomycota; Eurotiomycetes; Chaetothyriales; Herpotrichiellaceae
Exons: 2
Coding region: 1-1107 (368 amino acids)
Source: RefSeq, a predicted model, not a curated record